Messenger RNA from Durusdinium trenchii, 3072 nucleotides. NCBI's taxonomy places the organism in Eukaryota, Dinophyceae, Suessiales, Symbiodiniaceae. The record is from the annotation of a GenBank genome assembly.
AUGGCACGGUGUUUUUUGGGCGCGAGCUUGUUGGUCGUCGUUGAGGCCGAGGCGCGUGAAUGCGGCGUAGUCGGCCGUGCCUCGAACCCGCUGGGGUGCCACCAUGAGGCGACCACAGAUUGCCCAGGUUUGUCUCAAUUGCAAGGCGCAUGUCCAAGCAACUGUCCCUUUGUCGCCCCGCAUUCUUACCUCAGUUGUGUUUUCCAAUGCGCUACCGCCUCUACGUGUUCGACAGCAAAUCCCAAUCUGGCUUUUCCGAACAACGCCACCCAGCUCUGUGAGCCUUGCUCGGUGGUGGGGUGCAAAAGAUGCGCCUCCAAGGACACUUGUGGCGAGUGCUUCGACAACUUUUGGCCGGAGUUCGGCGGGCGCGUGUGUGUGUAUGUGUGGGAUGACCGGGCGAAGAAUGGCAUGAAUGCGGCCUUUGCUUUCAGUUUGCUGCUGAUCUUGAUCCUUUUGGCAGGAGUCUACCUGAUCGAUCGCUGCAACUGCUUCGGGCGCUGCCUGCCGCAAGAGAUCGAAAGCUCGCCCGACGAGCUGGACGAUGAAGAAGAUGAACUGGUGCGGGCUCAGAAUGAGAGCAGCCUACCGAAGGAUCAGCCAGGACAGGAUCAGGAACGGUUAGACUGCGAAAUCACACCGCUGAGCAUCAACCAGGGCAAGCUUCAUCGUCUCAGAUGUAAGGUGAAGAAUCUGGAGCCCCGCUCCACACAGAACCAAGGCAUGAAGCAUUCGCAGAGCCUGCUGGGACACAUGGAGCGCCAGCUUCCCGCGCAGAAUCGCGCCUCCACCCUGCUGGGUCGCUUCAAGAACGUCCCCUUCCGCGUCAACUUGCACCAGAAAUUCUUGGUUGGGGUUGGCCUGCUGAAGGAGCUGCACAGGCUGGUCCUCAAGACCCCAGACCUCAGGCUUGUGAAGGUGGAUGCCUGGUUCAUGAAGAGAGCUUGCGUCCUGGUGAAGAAAAAACUCACUCGCCGCCAGUGGCCGCGUAAUGAUAACUUUCGUGCCCUCAUGGGUGAGGAGGAAGAUGUGGAUGCUCUGGAGAAUGAGGAGGAUGAGGGUGCUGAUGGUGCUGAUCCCAUUGCUCUCACCGAUGGCAAUGCUCCUGAUGAGAGUGGCCAUGUUGCAAAUGGCAGUUCGGCAGGUGAUGCAGUUCACCUGGAAGGUGCAGGCCUGGCAAGGGACCAGAAUGACACCACCCUGCCGGACAUUGUCAAACCUGAUGAUGCUGCUGCCAUUGUUGAGCCCAUGUUCGUGGAGGACUCACAACUGGAUCCGGUCCUUGAUGCGGCCACCGUACGAGAACUUUUCGGUUCUGAUGAGGAAGCCGCCGACCCGGAGCAACCGGUGCAGAACCUUCCCUGUGGCAAAGCAGGUGAUGGCCUGGCAGUGCCAUCUGUGCCGGAUUCUGAGCAGCAUGCCGAAACAGACAAGGCCCCAUUGAAUCUCUCUCCAGGAUGUGAGGGCUUUGGUGCUUUGGAUGAGGAAUCUAUGAAGAAGGCUGCCUCGAAGCUUUUUAAAGAGGAUGAAGAGAUGGACAAGGUCAUCAGGGAGGCCCCUGACUUUGACGAUGCCAACUCAGCUUCAAGACGCACCAAGAGGGAUCAGACUGGGGCUAGUGAAGCGGAGAAGCCCAAGGCACCCAGGAAACGCAAAGCGGCCCAGGGAGCCGAUGCGCCCCAGCUGAGCAAGGAGGCUCAAGAGGUGAGCGAUCCAAAAAUGCCCAUUGCAUCAGAAGGGCCUGAGACAUCCACAGAGUGCAAGGCCAGUCCAGAUCCUGAAGCAUCCAAAAAGCCCAAGCAGCGUCGCAAGUCGGAGAAACCAUCCGAGGAGGAGAAGGCAAAGCCGAAGGUGCCCAAGAAGUCGAAGUGCCCCUCCAAGAGCAAGUCUACUGGGGACAUGCUGGAGCAUGAUCAGCUAAAGGGCAACACGGACAAGGUGGAUGGCAAUGGGAGUGGUGACACGGGUGACAAGACUGGGAGCUCAUCAGCUACCUCACCACCCAUGAAUUCCACCUGGGCUAGGAGAAGGCGUCCGAAGACAGAAGAUGGGGCCUUGAAGUGGGAUACUUUGCGCUCCAUUUUCAUCAGCAACAUUCGUCCAAGCCUGUCGAAGUCUUCUACCCAUGAGGACUUCCAAGGUUUGAAUUAUUUUCAAUCUGAUUUCUUUUGGACCUUUUGCACCAAGCGCUGGGCCAAGAAGGAGAUCAACAGUGACAACAUCUGGGAGGAGGCCCGUGAGGCUGCCACCCAAUACUUGGCUAGCCUAGGUAAGCAGGAUCCUUUUGAUCUCCUGACAGAUGCUGGCUUCGCGUUAGCCCUGGUCACCAUACUGAAUUGCCGUAUGGACGGGGCUCUCGUACUUAUUGGCCUGCUAUGCUCAUCUUUUGUGGCUAUCAACCGUGCCACAAACCGCCGGUUCCCCUUCAGCCCAUUGGGAGAUGUGCAAGUUCGAAGUGUGAGGGAGGGCAAUUCCCUCACAUCCCGGACUUGCCUUCUGAUCUGGGUGAUCCAGGCUAUGGGCUGCAGCUUCAUUCUGGAGCAGCCCAGAUCUUCCAUGUUGAUUUGGCAUCCCCGUAUCAGAGAGGUUCUGAGAUCCAUUCCGAAGGCAUUCUUGGCAUAUUGGUGGAUGCACAAGUUUGGGGGGUUGACAGCGAAACGCCACCUAGCAUUAUCAAAUGCCCCUACUGUGGCUCGCUUGGACCUUGGCAAAAUCUGCAUGAAGCACCAGAAGAAGCUGGCUGCUUCUUCGGCUAAGUCUGCCAUCACUUACCGCUCUAAGUCUGGAAAGACUGCUUUCAAAGGGUCCCGGUUCUUGAAGUCGACGGGGACAUAUCCCCCUGGCUUUGGGCGAUGGAUCCAAAGACUAUAUCCGCGGUUCAUCGCAGAACGAGUUGUGGACUGGAACAUCCCUGAGGAGGUCUUGCGACGCAGUACAGAGUCUUUCUUCAAAUCCCUUAGUUGGGGUGAUUUAUGGGAUGAUGCUGAAUUAGUUUCGGUUCUGCAGUACCUACGUGGCUCCAGUCACCUGCACUUGGGCCAUUGGAGGGACCUCUUUCCCACAGAGAUGUGA